Messenger RNA from Olea europaea var. sylvestris, 714 nucleotides. Its product is annotated as protein FAR-RED IMPAIRED RESPONSE 1-like. The record is from RefSeq and is a predicted model, not a curated record. Bases 1 to 714 code for a protein of 237 amino acids. NCBI's taxonomy places the organism in Eukaryota, Viridiplantae, Streptophyta, Magnoliopsida, Lamiales, Oleaceae. The transcript is spliced from 3 exons.
AUGAAAAGUGAGAAGAUCGGGUUACCCAUUUCAUUAGGUGCCAAUUUUCUUUGUCAUCCACGGAAAGUCCAUUUUGGCGCUCAAUAUCUACAGUAUCGACCACCACACUUCAGUGAUGACGGAACAGGAGGGACCGGUGUGAUUGUGAUUGUGCCUGAAGUGGGCAUGAAGUUUAAUGACGAAAAUGAAAUAUUCAAUUUCUACAAACGAUAUGCAUACGAUAUGGGUUUUCUACCGCGAAGGGAAAAUAUCAAUAAUACAAGCGUUUCUGUGAAGUCACAAGCUACCAUGCAAAGUGGUUGUAAAGCCAAGCUUAUAGCAUGUUCAAAUAUUUGUGGAGUAUGGCGAAUUAAUACGGUAUACCUGGAUUACAAUCAUAAAACAAGUCCUUCGAAGUCUAGAUUGUUUAGAUGCAACAGACAAUUAAGUGCUCAGGCGAAAUUUCGUCUUGAAGUAAAUGACAUUGCAGGAAUACCGCUGCACAAAAGUUUCAAUUCUGCAGUUGUCGAAGCAGCUGGAUACGAGAAUAUGACCUGCAUUGAGAAAGACAGUCGAAAUUAUGUUGAACAAGUUAGGCAGCUAAGACUUGGAGAAGGUGAUACCGCAGCAAUACAGUCAUACUUUUCGACUAUGAAAGCACGGUGCUCAGGGUUCUAUUUCAGUAUUGAUUCAGAUGAGGAGUCGCGUCUGAAAAAAUAUAUUUUGGGCAGAUAA